This is a messenger RNA of Micromonas pusilla CCMP1545, 714 nucleotides long. RefSeq lists its product as uncharacterized. NCBI's taxonomy places the organism in Eukaryota, Viridiplantae, Chlorophyta, Mamiellophyceae, Mamiellales, Mamiellaceae. Bases 1 to 714 code for a protein of 237 amino acids. The record is from RefSeq and is a predicted model, not a curated record. The transcript has a single exon.
AUGUCGAGCUCGUCUUGCGCGACGAUGUCGCCGUCCUCGCGCGUCCGCGUCUCCCCCGCGCGGUCGCCGCGGCGUUCGACGACGAGCGCUAUCCGUCGGCGGACGAUGACGAUCGUCGCGAAGGCGACGUCGCCCGCGGCGCUCAAGUCGGCGGCGUCGCCCGCGACCGCGACCUCGCCCGCGACCGCGCCCGCGGUCAAGGCGGAGAAGGGCGAGUUCGUGUUCGAAGCCCCGAACCAGUACGGGUACUUCGACAGCGCGAUCGAGGCGGCGGAGACGAAGCGCGCGAAGCGAUUGGAGCAAGGGUACGUCCCGAUCACCGGCCUCAGCGCGGACGAGGAAGCGUCCAGGUACGCGCGGCUGUGCUCGAAGCACCCCACCGCGGCGCGAUGCGCGGAGGGGUUCUCGAAGAAGAUCGUCACGAAGCCCGCGACGCAGAGCAUGGUGAACGGCAGCAUGGUGCGCAGCGACGGCAUCAUCCUGGUACCGGGGAAUCGCGAAGAUCUCAUCACGUGGGCGCUCGACCCGAAGAUGUCCGGCGACACCCUCGGUCUUUUACUCCCGACGCUGUUCGUCAUCAUCGGCGCGCAGUUGAAGCAGGUCGCGGGGGUGCCGGAGUACGUCAGCGGCGCGGUCGGGAUCACCACGAAGAUCAUAGCGACGUGCCUGGUCGCGUUGUACUGGCUCCCGGACUUUACCGCGGGGAUCCAAUGA